Centropristis striata (black sea bass) is the source of this 2187-nucleotide messenger RNA. It is a transcript of the gene fam8a1a, whose product is annotated as family with sequence similarity 8 member A1a. NCBI's taxonomy places the organism in Eukaryota, Metazoa, Chordata, Actinopteri, Perciformes, Serranidae. The coding region runs from base 260 to 1186 and encodes 308 amino acids. The transcript has 5 exons. The record is from RefSeq and is a predicted model, not a curated record.
GCAGAAAUUAUAGUUUUAAAUUAUAUAUUAUUGUUAAAUUUGAAUUACUGAUAAUAACAUAGUGACACCAAUCUGGAAAAUAACAUGUUACGUUGAGCUGUCCCGGAAAUCCCUGUAUUUACAAACACACGUAGCUAGCGCUGUGGUUGUAUCCAGCAGGGAGAUAAUGAGCGGAGCAGCUGAGAUCUUACUGACGGUGUAAAUACGCUUUAAGGAGAUUUCCCUGUCAAAUUAGGCGAGGCAGUGAAGUGGGUCAGGCAUGUUUGCGACUACGACGAGUGACAACUGCCCGGAAAAUGACGCAAAGCAGCUCCAGGCCACCGCAACAACGGAAUACUGCGCAAAGUUGCAGCAGUGGAUGUGGCAGUAUUACUGGGGGUAUGCCAACUGGCAGAGCUGGCUGGCUCUGUCAGCCUUCCCCUUCCCUCCUCCGUGCAGCUUCCCUUCGCCGGGGACAAGCGCUCAGGCACCGGGUACACCUGCAUCGACCCCCGGCGGUGGCCAGCAGGCUUUUGACACCCUGAACCGGUACAGCUACCCGUACCCCCUCAGUUUCCCUGCAUCCCAGCCUCAUCCAGGUGGAUCCCACACGGAGCAGACCUCAGCCACAGAUGCCCGGCCAGCCCUGCAGCAGAAUGGGAACCCACCUCAGGCAGGACGGGAGUACACCAUCCCCUCUCCUCUCCAGAGGUUCCUGGCUGAGACAGUGGACUUUUUUAUCCUCUUUUGCGUGAAGGCCACCAUCGUGCUGUGGAUCAUGCACCUGAGUGGCAUGAAGGACAUUGCCAAAUUUAUUACCCACUUUAUUGUGGAGGAGAUCGAUGAGAACACGUCCAUGGAGGACCUGCAGAAGAUGAUGGCUGUCGCUCUGGUCUACAGGGUGCUAGUGUGCGUCUAUGAGACCAUCUGUAUUUGGGGUGCUGGUGGCGCCACACCAGGGAAGUUCCUGCUGGGCCUGCGAGUGGUGACGUGUGACACAUCCACUCUGGUCCGACCCAACCGAGUCCUCGUCGUCCCAGCGUCUAACGUGUCCCUCUCUGCCUCUACAGUGCGGGCUCUUAAUAAGAACUUCUCCAUUGCCUUCCUCUUCCCUGUCUUCAUCACUCUCCUCUUCUUCCAGCACAACAGGACUGUGUAUGACAUUGUGGCGGGGACCAUUGUUGUCCAGCGCAGAGGAGGCAGAUAGCCUCUCCUCAGACAGAAGACUCUUAAAAACUGGAUAGAGUGAUGACAAGGCGCUUUCUGCAGUGGAUCAAACCAGGACUUAAACUGCACUUAAACUGGAUGCAUACAUGUUUAGGCCUGAUUCGUUGGAAUCACAACAAUCAAGCUUAACUUCUGGUGUAAGAUUAUUAUUUUUACCACUGAAUCAACAAGUAAGCAAAAAACCCUCUGAAGUAUUACAUUUUUUGAUAAAUGUUGAGCUGAAAAAGGUGCUGUUAACUGUUAUGAUGUGAAUAUUAUUAUUUGUGCUCAUAAUAUACAUCUUAUAUAUUUUUGUGUAGUUUCAAAAUAUGUAGGAUUCAGUUAUUGAAGUUCUACAGCCCCAAUUUGAAAACUGUUGGGACGUUGCCUAGAACGUAAAUCUUUUAUUUUUGUAAAUAUACACUCUAAUUCUGAAUUUGAUGCUUUCUAUUUUAAUUUUUGUUUUACACAGCGUCCUGACCUUUUUGGAGUCAGGGUUGUACAAGCAAAAACAUAUGCCAUCAGAAAAACAUGACACAUACUAUGAUUACAUACAAGUUUAUUUUUAAAGCAAGAUUAAACUUGAUUAGUCUCUUAAGGCAGCAUGUUCUUACGAUCUAUGUUCUUUUCUUCAAGGUAAUAAUAUUGAAUCAAUUGUUUGGUUUGUAAAUGAUUUUUCUGUUAAAUUAUGAUCAUUGCUAAAUCCUCAGUCUGAAGGAAAAUAACGCCAGGCUUAUUUGUAUCCAUUAUUUGUGCCUCUGGAUAUUUAAAUGAAGUAUUGUUUUAUUUGAAAUGUAACUAACUUUUCUCCCCGGUUUUCCCCGGUGUAUGAGGCUCAGAGAGAACGCUCUGAUCAUAUUUGCUUUCUUCAGAUUUGUAAUUCUUGUAACUCAGGGCAACUGUUGCAUCACAGAACCGCUGAUUGUCUGAACUGCACUGCUGAACGCUACUGCUCAUGUCAGAUUUAUGCAUAAUGUAAAACUCUUCUGGUGUCAAAGAUUA